Molecule: messenger RNA, 819 nt
Organism: Macrobrachium nipponense
Lineage: Eukaryota; Metazoa; Arthropoda; Malacostraca; Decapoda; Palaemonidae
Product: oligoribonuclease, mitochondrial-like
Exons: 5
Coding region: 59-745 (228 amino acids)
Cellular component (GO): mitochondrion
Molecular function (GO): nucleic acid binding; 3'-5'-RNA exonuclease activity
Source: RefSeq, a predicted model, not a curated record
AAGAAGAAGUGCACUGUUGAUGUUUGGAACAAGGGAUUUCUCGAUGCCAUUCCACUGAAUGCACAACGUGACGGUUCCUCGUUUACUUGUCAGCUUUGCUUCACAUCUUGUGAGUCAGACUACGAGAUCACUGACCUCUAAUUCGCGGUCAUUGUCAUAUUGUAAAAUGUCAGGCGAUCAAGAAGUUCCGGUAAAAGUACCCAGGCUAAGUGAACGAUUAGUAUGGAUAGAUCUGGAGAUGACAGGUUUGGAUGUCGAAAAAGAAACCAUAAUGGAAGCAGCUGUGCUUAUAACUGACAGUGAACUAGAUAUCGUUGCUGAAGGACCUAAUAUAGUACUAAAAGUGGAGGAUAGUCUUCUGGACAAUAUGAAUGACUGGUGUAAAGAGCAUCAUGGAAAGUCAGGUUUGACAGAAAAAUGCCGUAGUAGUAAAAUCAGCCUUCAAGCAGGAGAAGAUCAACUUCUGCAGUUUGUAGCACAGCAUACAGAGAAAGGGAAAGCUCCUUUGGCUGGGAAUUCAGUACAUGCUGACAAACGUUUUCUGGAUAAAUACAUGCCAAAAUUGAUGAAACAUCUUCAUUAUCGUAUUGUAGAUGUAUCUACUGUUAAAGAAUUAUGCAGACGCUGGUAUCCAGAGGAGUUCACAAAUGCACCCUCCAAGAAACUCUCCCAUAGAGCUCUUGAUGACAUAAAGGAAAGUAUUGAGGAGUUGAGAUAUUACAGAUCAGCUAUAUUCAAAAAGUAAUGUGCACUCUUCUAAAUAUAUCUGGGGAAGAUUUGUAUUCUUUUUGAAAAUAACCAUUAAAAGUUGCGAGUUGU